Pneumocystis jirovecii RU7 is the source of this 402-nucleotide messenger RNA. RefSeq lists its product as uncharacterized. The record is from RefSeq and is a predicted model, not a curated record. Gene Ontology annotation, cellular component: mitochondrial intermembrane space. The transcript has 4 exons. The coding region runs from base 1 to 402 and encodes 133 amino acids. Gene Ontology annotation, biological process: mitochondrial respiratory chain complex IV assembly. Lineage: Eukaryota; Fungi; Ascomycota; Pneumocystomycetes; Pneumocystales; Pneumocystaceae.
AUGAAAUCUUAUCUCCAAUGUCUUCAGCUCCAUCAGUAUAACCAAUCUCCCUGUAAACAUAUAGCAAAAGCAUAUCUUCAAUGCCGCAUGGAUUCCGCCCUUUUUCAUCCCCGUGAAUUACAUAAUCUUGGAUUCCACGAAAUACCUUCUGAGCAUACAGAAUCUCAUCAGAAUAACCAUAGAAAAAUUCUUUAUAACAACAUCCACUUCAACUUAAAACACAGUAUAUCUACUGUCCCCGUUCAGCUAAUGCAAAACACUAUGGAUACCGCGAUACGCGUCUUUUCUAUUGAACUACUCGAUACUAAUCUUGUGCUUGAUGAAAUGGAACCGCCUGAAGAAAUCGAAGGAACAAGUAGUAGUAUGCUAUAUCAGACACAAUUAAGUGCACUCUGCCAGUGA